CCACGAGAUCUGGCAACACUUCCAUUUUAAGACGCGACAUAGCGAUUUGUACGUUUUUAAUUUUCCAGAAAGAAAAUGGCAUGAAAACCGGCCAGAAAAGUGCAACGAACGAAGCUAAAAACCCAAAAUUUUCUAAACACACACACAUACAGAAACGAGAAGAGCCAACGAACUCGUGCAGCGACGCCCAAGAAUGAAAGAGAGCAAGGCAACAUGAAAAUUACAGCAACAACAGCAACUGGCUUGCCGAAGAAGUUGUAAAAGACGCAGAAGAAGAAGCAGCCACAACAGUAUUUUUUAUUAGCGGGUGUUGUUGUUGUCAUAUACACACAUCUACUCUAACUCAACGUUUACGUUCCACCAGCAGCAUACAUAUGUAGAGAAAACGAAUUCCAAAGAGAUCUGACGACGCCCUUGCAGCGGACAACGAAUAUUUAUAAUUUAUUAUUGUGAUAGUUACUAGUUUUAGCAUUUUUAAGCUUUUAAACAACCAAACGUUGCAAACCAAAAACGAGAGGAGUAGAUAUCCAAAAGUCAACUGCUACAAAAUUGUAAUGCAUUCCAAAAUGAGUGGACAACAUGGGAUGGCCAUCCCAGCCCUGCUGUUGAUCGGUAGCCUGGCAUAUCUGACUUACAUCGAGGCCUGCUCCAGCCGUACGGUGCCCAAGCCGCGCUCCUCGGUCUCAUCAUCGAUGUCCGGCACAGCAUUGCCGCCCACCCAGGCGACAAGUAGCACCACAAUGCGCCCCACCACGACGACCACGCCCAGGCCGAAUAUUACAUUCCCCAUUUACAAAUGUCCGGAGAACUAUGAUGCCUUUUACUGCCUGAACGAUGCCCAUUGCUUUGCUAUCAAGGUUGGCGAAGAUCCGCUUUAUAGCUGCGAGUGCGCCAUUGGUUUUAUGGGACAGCGGUGCGAGUACAAGGAGAUCGACAGUACUUACCUGCCCAGGAGACCGCGUCCAAUGUUGGAGAAGGCGAGCAUUGCAAGUGGUGCCAUGUGUGCUCUGGUCUUUAUGCUGUUCGUCUGUCUGGCCUUCUAUCUGCGCUUCGAACAGCGGGCUAACAAAAAGGCCUACGAGUUGAAGCAGGAACUGCAGCAGGAAUACGAUGAUGAUGACGGGCAGUGCGAGUGUUGCCGGAAUCAGUGCUGUGCGGAUGACGAUGAGCCGGUCAUACUGGAGCGCAAGCUUCCCUAUCACAUGCGGCUGGAGCACGCGUUGAUGUCCUUUGCCAUUCGACGCAGCACUAAGCUGUGAGGAGAGCGAAAUACAGGGAGCCGAAAAAAAUCGAAUAUGCCUUGCCCAACACAAACUUCAUUGGGCUUUAGUCGAUAGUUGAUAAUACCUAUUUACUGAAUGCUAAAUGUAUACUCAAGAACGAACUGUCCACUCAAACCUAUCUAGAGAUCUUCACUUUCUUUUACCGAAAGAUUGCACACAGAAAACUGGUUUAAAUAAGCCAGCCCGCCUUGUAUUACCCCAAUUGACUAUGAAUUUUUUAAAACCUUACGCUAGCUAUUUAUUAUUAUUGCUAACUGAUAUGCGUAUCACAAACACAACGCGAAACACGCGCCAAGUAUUAUUUAUUGCGAGAGAUUUAAGAAAAAAUGAUAUGGAUUUUCUAAAUAAACAUAAGAAACCGCACCAUG
Molecule: messenger RNA, 1651 nt
Organism: Drosophila suzukii
Lineage: Eukaryota; Metazoa; Arthropoda; Insecta; Diptera; Drosophilidae
Source: RefSeq, a predicted model, not a curated record